Molecule: messenger RNA, 2148 nt
Organism: Prorocentrum cordatum
Lineage: Eukaryota; Dinophyceae; Prorocentrales; Prorocentraceae
Source: the annotation of a GenBank genome assembly
AUGGAGCCGCAGCCAGUACAGCCACCGCAGCAAGAGCCAGAGCCAGUUUCGGUGGAGCCCGAGACUCCUGUCGAGCAGCCGAUGUUCGACCAGGAGCAGCUCCUGCAAGCGCAUUCCAGUCAGGUUCCGGACGCCUUCGACCCAUAUCUGUACGAGCAGGAACCCGAGACCCCGUGGGUCCACCAGGGCGCCCCCGACUUCGAUGAGGACCUCGACGCAGAGGAAGAGCAGGAGACGCCACGUCCGCAGCAGCAGCAGGCGCCCGCACCGGAGCCCGAGACUCCAGUCGUGGAGGAGCGUCGUCAGCUUCGGCGAUCUCGCUACGACCAACUCACUGACGUGCCUACCAGCAUUCGGCAGAACCUCGAGGCAAGGAGGAGGGCCACGACCUACGACCCGCUCAACGUGCCGCACAGCAUUCGACGAGCGCUGCAAGACCAACAGACCACCAAGAAGCCCAGGGUCGACGAGCACCUGAUCAUUGAGCUCUCCCUGAAAGAGUCGGUGGACUUCAACUGCUCGACCCUCUAUCCGGCCAGGUUCAGGCGCGUGGGCCUCGUCAAGAUGAGGAAGGCCAUGGCUUCACAGUGGGACAAGUGGCUGGCGUUCAACGCCGUGCGGCACUGUUUCAGGGAGGGGCUCGCCCAGCUCAAGCGCAAGCGGCCACAACGCAAGAUUGUUGGCACCAGGUGGAUCCUGACCGAGAAGGACGCGAAUACCUUCAAGGCGAGGUUGGCGGUGCAAGGGUGUCAGGAGAACGACCUGGGCAUCCGCGCCGACGCUCCGACCGGGAGCCGAGACGCAUUUUGGCUUGCGGCUCGGUUCGCAGUUCAGCAUGGCUGGGGUGGCGCUUUCUUCGAUGCCAGAACCGCCGACUUGCAGGCAGAGGGCAUCGACCGCGUUUUGAUCCAGAUGCCGCUGGAAAACCCUCUACCAGGCACCACUCCAGCACAAGACUUCUUCGCGACGGGCAGCAUUUAUAGUGCGAAGAAUGCUAGGAGAGCCUGGUAUUUGCGUUUGAAGUCAGUUCUCAGGGAGUACCAGACUCAUGAAAGCAAACUGGAACGAGGUUGGUACUACUUGGCUUACCAAGGCGAUAGAUUACUGUUCAUCCGUUCUUGCGUGGGCGACAUGUUUUUCGCCUGGAGACGGUCCAGAACCUACGUCCUACGUCCUAAGCGCUUGCACCUUGCCAAGAAAGCCGGCGAAAUUGACUACCUGGGCACGAACAUGCAAAUGACGCCGGGUUACAUGCAUGUGACCUGGGAGAAGGCGAUCAAGGCGAUCGAGUACACCCCCAUCGACGCGAACCGCAUGAAGGCCCUCGAGUCAGAAGCGACACCGGAGGAGGUCAGCAGUUUCAGGACGACCAACGGCCAGGCGCAGUGGGUUGCGACGAGAUCUCGGCCAGAUGCGGCCUGCAAGCAGAACUCAGCCCAGCGUAUCAGCUGGCUGAAAGUCCAGGACCUCGUCAACCUCAAACAGUUGGUCACCCAAGCCAAACAAAUUCCGACGCUGGGAGUUCGGCUUGUUCGAGGACGGACUCGCGUCCUACUGGCGCAGCUGGCGUUCUACGGGGACUCUGCCUUCGCCAAUGCCGAGGACGAGCGGUCGCAGUGGGGGCUCGUCGGGGGCUUGACCCACAAGCCCGAAGGGGUCCACCAGGGGAAUUUUGACGAGCUGAUCCCGCUCACCUGGCGCCCAGGACGCGUCUGGAGGGUGCUGACAGAGCUGAAGAUGGCGGCUAAGUUCGGAGGCCCACCGAAGCUGAAGGACGUGGAGCGCCAGGCGGACAACAUCAAGAUGACGACCUUCACGGACAGCAAGAACUUGGAGGAGAUGGCGGAGAAGGACGCCGGAAUCGCCCAGGUGACGCACGUGGGCAUGCUGAUGGCGUUCAUGUCCGGGCGCGACGUGAAGUUCACUGCCCCAGCUCCGAAGUCGAAGAAGCUCAUACAAUUGCUGACGAUAGCAACGUCGGCCGUGCCAGGCGCCGGCUUCGAACUCUGGCCGAUCGAGAAGACGAGUACAAUCCGGGCCAGCCAAGACCCGACCAUCCUGAAGUCGUGCAGUCGUGAAAGCUACGCAGUGAGUUGGCUCUAUUAUUUGCAGGGCGGUUCUCAGUGCUUCACGAGCUUGAUCAUCUGA